Falco peregrinus (peregrine falcon) is the source of this 1532-nucleotide messenger RNA. It is a transcript of the gene AARSD1, whose product is annotated as alanyl-tRNA synthetase domain containing 1. Bases 133 to 1404 code for a protein of 423 amino acids. The transcript has 13 exons. Gene Ontology annotation, molecular function: Ser-tRNA(Ala) deacylase activity; ATP binding; alanine-tRNA ligase activity. The record is from RefSeq and is a predicted model, not a curated record. Gene Ontology annotation, biological process: regulation of translational fidelity; alanyl-tRNA aminoacylation. NCBI's taxonomy places the organism in Eukaryota, Metazoa, Chordata, Aves, Falconiformes, Falconidae.
CCAGCCCCGUGUCCCUCCGCUAGCCGCUAUCCAGCCCCGUGUCCUUCCGCGUCCGCCUUCCCGCUACCCGGCCCCGUGUUCCUCCGCGGUCGCCGUCACCGCCGGCCCCGUGUGUCCCCCCCGGCCAUCGCCAUGGUGUUCCAGUGCCAGCGGGACAGCUGGGCCCGACAGUUCGCCACCCGGGUGGUGUCGUGCCGGGCGGCGGAGCUGCGGCCCGAGGGCGGCGGGGAGCCGGUGCGCGGUUUCCAGGUGGUGCUGGAGGACACCAUCCUCUUCCCCGAGGGCGGCGGGCAGCCGGAUGACCGCGGCCUCAUCGGCGAGGUGCCGGUUCUGCGUGUGACCCGGCAUGGCGCCGAGGCCGUCCACUUCGUGCAGACGGCGCUGGAGCCGGGCGCUGAGGUGCUGCUGUCGCUGGACUGGGAGCGCCGCUUCGACCACAUGCAGCAGCACUCAGGACAGCAUCUCAUCACUGCCGUCGCCGAACAGAUGUUUGGAUUCAAAACGACUUCAUGGGAGCUGGGCCGUCAGCGAAGUGUCAUUGAGCUGGACACCCCCUCCAUGACAGCAGAGCAAAUAGAGACCCUGGAGAGGAGCGUGAAUGAGAAAAUCCGGGAGAGGGUGCCGGUGGUGGUGAGGGAACUGGCUGCAGAUGACCCUGAAAUUGAAACAGUGAGAAGCCGUGGUUUGCCCGAUGACCACGUGGGGCCAGUGCGAGUUGUUGACAUUGAAGGCAUCGACUCCAACAUGUGCUGUGGGACCCACGUCUCCAACCUGAGUGACUUGCAGGUUAUUAAACUCCUUGGCACAGAAAAAGGGAAAAAGAACAAAACCAACUUGGUUUUCCUGACAGGAAACAGAGUGCUGAAGUCAAUCGAACAAAGUCACAGCACUGAGAAGGCUCUAACCUCACUGCUCAAAAACGGACCAGGUGAGCACAUAGAGGCUGUGAAGAGACUGCAGAGUUCUGUGAAACUGCUUCAGAAGAAUAACUUGAACCUGCUUAGAGAUAUUGCUGUUUUGAUAGCCCGGGACUUCAAGAGCAAACCUGUUCGAAGUCAGCUGUUUGUGUUACACAGGAAAGAGGGUGACUCUGAAUUUAUGAACAUCAUCGCUAAUGAGAUUGGGACAGAGGAAACCCUGCUGUUCCUGACUGUGGGAGAUGAAAAAGAAGCAGGACUCUUUCUUCUAGCUGGACCUGUUGAAGCAGUUGAGAAUUUAGGUCCCAGGGUGGCAGAGCUGCUGGGAGGCAAAGGAGCUGGGAAGCGAGGCCGCUUUCAGGGCAAGGCGACCAAGAUGAGUCGGCGAGGAGAAGUGCAAGCUCUGCUCCAGGAAUUUGUCAGCCACCGAAGCCCUGAAGCCUCCACUGCGGUACCAUCGAAUAUGUUGCUGCAAAAGGGAAUUUGAUCCGUUUCCAGUUGGCCUGGCAGAACCAUGUUGACACACACCCGCUCACUCUGCACGGAUAGAAGCAGCCACCCGGUGCCUUGGUUUGCAGGCAGACAGAAAACCCUAUUAAAGUUGUUUGAGCUGCA